AUGGUUUCCGAAAGGAUUGGUUUACAAAGUGGCUCGGAUGGUAUCGCUUGGAGCUGGAAGAAGUACCCAAGUUCGGAUGUCGAGGUCAAAGAGGUUGUGGAAUGUCAUCGGUUGCUUCACGGUGUUCGGCGUAAUGAUAGAUUUGAUCAAUGGAUUUGGAAUAAAGGUAGUAAUGCUUUAUAUUCGGUUAAAGAAACUAGAAUUUGGUUGAAUGAGGAGGACCCGAGAGACAAUGGCAAUGUGUUUAAGUGGAGUAAGUGGAUUCCAAAUAAGUGCAACAUUUUCUUGUGGCGGGCUAGCAUGGAUCAGAUCCCGACAUUGGACGCUCUUAGGAGGAGGAAUAUUGUGCUCGGUGAUGGGAGUUGUUACUUAUGUGGUGAAGCGGUCGAAAACACGGAGCAUAUUUUUACGGCUUGUAGAAUUUCGGAUAGGGUGUGGACCGGUGUGGCCUCGUGGUGCAGGUUACCUUCUUUCUUCUUGUUUUCGAUUGAUGAUAUUCGAAGCUAUGUGGAUCAGAUGAAUACCUCCAAGACAAAGAAAGAAAUAGUAUAUGGGGUGCUUAUUUUGACGGCUUGGCGUAUUUGGAAAGCUCGAAACGAAAAGGCUUUUGAUAGUAUCGAUGCGAAUGUGGUUCAUAUUGUGUCGGACGUGAAGGCGUUGGGAUGUUAUAAAGAUGUCAUCAACACCGGCUAUAUAUACCCUUUAGCUAUACUUCAAAUUCACGCAAUUUAA
Molecule: messenger RNA, 732 nt
Organism: Helianthus annuus (common sunflower)
Lineage: Eukaryota; Viridiplantae; Streptophyta; Magnoliopsida; Asterales; Asteraceae
Exons: 2
Coding region: 1-732 (243 amino acids)
Source: RefSeq, a predicted model, not a curated record